UUUGUCAAACAAUACCGCAAAUGGGGUUUGACGAUGUGCUUUUGUAGAAAGAAUUUCGUAUUUCAUAAUUUUAUACAUGAAUUGUUCAUAUAAGUUUGUUAUGUACAGAAAUAUUAACAAGAAAUAUAUGCAUUCAAAUAUAAAUACUACCCGGAACUUUGAUUUCGCCCUCAGCCAAGCUAAGUCUUGCAAUAAUCAUAAAAAAGCCUGUAAGGUCAACCUUUCAAUAUAUUUUUGGUAAUUGUGUUAUUAGUUCCUAACGAUAAAAAUGACAACAUCUUCGGAGGACGUAUUAUUGAGUGUUGGAUACGUGAGAUAUAAGAAGGGAGAUGGGACCCUUUACGUGAUGAAUCAGAGAUUAGCUUGGAUGCUGGAGAACCGAGAUACAGUUGCUGUAUCUCAUAAAUAUGCUGAUAUAAAAACUCAAAAAAUCUCACCUGCGGGAAAGCCGAAAGUCCAACUCCAAGUUGUGUUACAUGAUGGCACAUGUUCAACUUUCCAUUUUGUUAAUCCGGCCGGAGCGGACGCACAGGCCAAAGAUCGGGACCAGGUUAAAAUGUUACUACAAAACCUACUGCCCAAAUUUAAAAGACAAAUUGAUGGAGAACUAGAGAUGAAAUCAAGACUUUUGUCGCUCCAUCCGACUUUAAAGCAUUUAUAUGAAGAUUUAGUUAUAUCUAAAGUAAUAAGCAGCGAGGAAUACUGGAAUACACCCACAUUGAAACAUUAUACAGAUUCAAGUAAUGUUAAACAAGAGGCUGGUGUGUCGGGAGCAUUUCUCGCUGAUAUACAACCUCAGACAGAUGGUUGUAAUGGACUGAAAUAUAACCUAACUCAAGAUAUAAUAGACGCUAUAUUCAAAACAUAUCCAGCGGUUAGGAAGAAACACAUAGAUUAUGUUCCUAAUAAGAUGACUGAAGCUGAAUUUUGGACCAAAUUCUUUCAAUCACAUUAUUUUCAUAGGGAUAGGAUAGCAUCAUCUUCAAGUAAAGACUUGUUUGGGGAGUGCGCCAAGUUGGAUGACCAAGCCAUUGCUUCCGCUAUGAAGAAUACUACAUUAGAUCUCACAGUGGAUUUACCGCAGUUCAUAGAGCCGGUGCCGCUGCUGCCCGCGGAGGACGAGGCGCCGCACGACAAGGACCGCGGCGACAGCACCUCCAUACACCGCAAUAUGAUCAAACGAUUCAACCAACACUCCAUCAUGGUGCUCAAAGCUAGUCAUAAAACAAACUCUAGUAAUAGUAAUAGCAGUAAUAGUAAAACAACAAAUAAUAAUAACAAAGUAGUAGAAAACGGUGUGAAAGAGACAAACGGAGUAACGGAAAAAAGGCCAGCGGAGGAGAAAUGUAGUACAGAACCAAUAGAGAAGAAGAAGAGAAUAUUAGAGAAAAUACAUUACGAAGAUCUAGAAGAUUCGAAUACGAAUGGAGAGACGCAAGAAUUAAAGUUAUCAAAGGUAGAAAGAUAUUUAUUAGGACCGUCGUCCCAGAUGAGUCAGACAGUGAACACGACCAACCCGCCGCCACUUUCCGCCCUCGCUUCAGUCUGUCAGGCGUGGAGCGGCGGGCAGCAGUGCCUGCGGCCGGUGCGCGUGGGCGCGGGCGCGGCGGUGGGCGCGCUGGGCGAGCUCAGCCCGGGCGGCGCGCUCAUGCGCCACCAGCACGCCGCCUCCAUGGCACAGCUGAUCCCCGCGGAGGUGAAGAGUGAGCUGCACCGGCUGUACCUGUCGUGCGGGGAGGUGCUGCGGGAGCUGUGGCGCAGCUUCCCGCAGCCGGCGGGGGGCGGGGGCGGUGCGGGGGAGGCGGACGACGCCGCGCGCGCACACGCGUUCUAUGAAGCCUUGUUGAGGUUCAGGAAUGUUAAACUAAGGCCUUUCGAGGAAAAGAUGUUAAGAGAUCUAACACCUUUAGCGACGACGUUGACCAAACAUUUGAACCAAAUGAUAGACACGGCGUGCGCCAAGUACGCCGUCUGGCAACAGCGGCAAGCCAAGCUGCGGUAGUACUGGAUGCCUUAGUGUUCACACAAUAGAGUUCAAUUUACUAACAAACGCCUUAACAGGCAAAAACUGAUCCUUAUAGUAACCAAUAUAGGGUUCACUUUAAUAUCAAACGCUUUAACAGGCAGAAAGUGAACCUUAUUGCACUAAGAUAGAGUUCAAUUUACUAUCAAACGUCUUAUCAAACUGAACCUCAUUGAACAGAAUAAGAAAAUGGGUCUCAUUUGCAACCGAUUAAAGUUCAAUUUAGAUUGCCUUCGAACCAAUUUGUUAAACCAUAAAGAAUUUAAUAUGAAAUCAUUUGUUACCUAAUAUGCAAGUGUACGGAAUGCACUAAAGAUUUUUGGAAAUAUCAAUUUUUUUAUAUUACUUUAAUAAUUAAAACGGUUCAACUGUUUUACCGACCGGGAUGUCAGUCAGUCAAACAGUUGCAUUGAAUUAUUAAAUUCAUUAAAUUUUAAUAAUUGAAUUGUUAAAUUCAUUAAAAUGUAAUAAUUGAAUUUU
Messenger RNA from Papilio polytes (common Mormon), 2503 nucleotides. RefSeq names its product probable RNA polymerase II transcription factor B subunit 1-3 (gene Tfb1). Gene Ontology annotation, biological process: nucleotide-excision repair; transcription by RNA polymerase I; transcription by RNA polymerase II. Bases 269 to 2002 code for a protein of 577 amino acids. The record is from RefSeq and is a predicted model, not a curated record. Lineage: Eukaryota; Metazoa; Arthropoda; Insecta; Lepidoptera; Papilionidae. The transcript is spliced from 11 exons. Gene Ontology annotation, cellular component: transcription factor TFIIH core complex; transcription factor TFIIH holo complex.